AGAGGCACCGUUGUCCUCAGGCCUGGGGAGUGCCCUAGGACAGCUGUCCACUCUCCUCUUUUAGGCAAAGCUGCCCAGGGCUUUGAGAGUUCCAGGGAGUAAAGGCUGGAGGGAGGGGAACCAGACAGAGGUGGCCAAUCCUGGCCUGGGCUCCUCCCUUUGUGCAAGGCUCGGUCAGGCGGGCUCCUCUCUGAAAAGUUGCAAACAAGUCCUCUUGUGCAGGAGGGGGAAGAACUGGAGAGAGGGAGAAGGAAGGAGGAGGGCGGUGAUUGAUUCUCCCUGGAAGUUCGCUCAUGGCCCAAGCUGACCUGCUGCCGGGCACUUGCGUCCAGGACAUCCAGUUGCAGUUCUGGACAGAGUCCCUGCAGGUGGUCCCUUCUCUCUUGGCUCCAGCAGUGACUCUGGGGGUGGCCUUGGGCAUCAGCUGUGCAGUUUUGCUUUGUGUCUACGUGAUCAAGCCUCUGCUCCAGAAAAAGAAAGAUUCCCAAAGUCUCCUCAAAAACUUGGAUGCUGAUGUACAUCUUUAUGAAACUGACUCACCACCAAGAGAGAAGAGAAAGGAAGACCAAACACCCACGGAAGAGGGAAUUCUUGGUGAAUAUGAGUCACCACUCAACAGUAACAUCACAGCAUUCGCAUUGAAGGCAAAAGUGGUCUAUCCCAUCAAUCAAAAAUUUAGGCCUCUUGCAGAUGGAUCGUCCAAUCCAUCUUUGCAUGAAAAUUCAAAACAGGCAAUUUUACCUAAUCAAAUGAUGGAAGUUUCUCCUUCAAGUAGUCUUGGAUCCCUCAGCCAGGGAGACAAAGAAGACUGCAGUUGUUCUACCAGCAUGCAUUCUGCCAUUAGUGAUGACAGAUUCCAUGAUAGAACCUUUCUUAAGGUGAAUUCUUUCCCAGAGGUGCUGACCUGUGAAAGUUUUGAUAUUAGCUUAUGUCUGCAUAGCCUUCACCUGAAAAGCCUGCUACUCUUAGACAAGGAAUUGAGGCAGGAAAAACACAUGAUGUUUAUCCAGAUCCUCAAAAUGUCCCUAACUGAUAUUCUUCCAAAGAAGAAAGCUGGUGAUGAUUUGUAUCAAAAGAUCAUUUCAAAACAAGAAGUGGAUUUGGAAGAAUUAGAAAAACAAAUUCAAUCCAAAUUAUCAAACACAGAAAUGGUGGGUGCUGGUAGCUCUGAAUAUUCCACACUGGAAGAUAUCGAAAGGAAAGAGAGGGAAUAUUCAGAACACAUAAUAGAUAAUAUGGAAGCCUUCUGGAAACAGAUGGAAAAAACCCAGCACUUUCUCCUAGACCAAUUGAAAUGUUUAAGUGCCAAAGCAGGGCAGAUAAUGCAGAAUCUAACUGAAAGAAUGAUUACAGCAGAAGAGUUAUUAAGUGCCUCUCAGGACUUGCAGACCCUGGACAUUCAAGAGAGAACAGUGGGUUGGGAAUAUAUGGCCAAAAUGAUCAACUCCUUAAAAUUACAAAUUCAGGAAGAGACCAAGUGUCGGCUGACUGUGAUUUCUCGGGCACUGGAGUCAUUAACCGUUGUGGGGAAACUCUCAGUAAGACAGAAGGAAGAGCUGUUAACACAGUUGCACAAAGCUUUCUGGGAAGAAGUAGAGCAUCAUAAUAGUGAAUUUGUUCAGCGAGGUAAGGACCUAAUCAAGGCUUCUCUGGCUUGCCGGGAGGCGAUGAUCGAAAAGAUGACAUUGGCUCACAAAGAAGAGAGAGUAUGCCUCCUUGGAAAAACACAAAAGGUGACCAACCCUGAGGAGGUACUUAAGGCUUAUCAUGAAGUCCUGGAAAAGCAGAGAUUAACUCGUUAUGAUCUCGAAGAGGAGGAUGACUUUAAAACUACAGAAGCAGUCACUGAUCUGUGCCAGGAGCUAUAUAGCAGUAGCAUCCAAACCUUUGAAAAACUCAUGGAAGAAACAUUUCUUCAUACCCUCUUGGGGGUGACUGGCCUUUCCUUGGGAGAAUGCGAGCACUUGAAGCAAGACGUUCAACACAGUGGAGCCCUUGACUUGGAGAAGUCAGACCAAUUCCGAGAAAAGCAAUGGACACUUUUUCAAGAACUACUUGACAAAGAAAAACAGAGCCUGAAAGCAGGCACUAGAAAAAGAGUGUGUGUCUGUCCUAGAGAUAGGGCCAGUCUGGGCACCCGUGUUCCUCAGGGUCUACUCAUCCUGAUUGGAACCAACUUCUUUGACACCCUUGGUGCCACAGUAUCCUUAGCAAGGCCUUCAGCAUCUCCAAAGGAAUCUCGUAUCCUGGAAGAAGAAAGGAAAGUAAAAGAGGAAACUCAACAGACACGUUUAGAAUUCCAUCAGCAGUUCAUUGCGGAAGUACAGGAAUGUAUACGGUUUCUUCACCAACACAUGCAGCAGGUGAUUGGAGAGGCCUUGCUUGAGCAUGCACGGUGUGAUAUGGCCAAGAGCCGAGCCAAAGACAGAGAUGAUUUUAAGGGGACAUUGAUAGAAGCAGCUGUAGAAAGCGUAUAUGUGACCAGCAACAAUGUUAAUAGGCUCGUCCACAGUUACUAUCAACAAAUUGGGAAAAUCAUGCAGAGUCACGAAGAGAGAAAACUCCAGCAGCUCAAGGCAUUACAGGCUGAAAGGAUGGACAAUUACAAGCUUCAGAAGCAAACAGAAUUGAGUGACCAGUCACCGAGUAGAAACGCGUCAAGACCCACCUCUGAUGUGCCCAGCACUGUCCAUCAAAGGAUGUUGUCACAGCAGAAGAUGUUCUUGGCCCAGUUUGACGUGCAUCAGCAGAUUCGCUUGGCCUCCCUGAAACAGACAGCAGAAGCUAUGGAUCACCUGGGAGCCCAGCUUGAGACUCAGAUGAAGGAAGCUGAGCAGAUCUUCAUCACGGAACUGGCAGCAUUGUCUCGAGUGCCUCUCACCGAAAACAAACCAGCGGCAAACAAGAGAGGGCAGCCUGAGAAAUGUCUGAGGAACAAAAAGAAGAAGCCCUUGCCUCGAGAAGACGAUGAUCCUAGUCUGAAUGAAGAUGACCUUACCUCCAGGGGCCAGACUUCAGGAUCUUUCAGUAAAUUGCAGAAUCAGGGUGAAAGUGACAUUGGCGAACUAGAGAAAUCAAAGAAGAUCAGGAAAAAAAGAAGUAACUUGUAGUUACUUGCAGAGACAUCAAGUUGUCAGUGUCAAGACCACCGCUUAGAAAUCAGAAGAGCUGGCUGGGUGACGUAGGGCUUUGGUGUCCUCAUGUGUUAACCAUGGAAGAUGCUUGUGGAAUAUCCCUCACAUGGAGGACCAGGUUUGAUAAUGUGUAUGACAAAGGGUUUGUAAAAUUUCAAAGUAUUGUGUAAAGGGAAAUCAGUAUUGUUAUUUAGGACCAAAGAGAAUAAAAAAUAAAUGUCCAGAAAAGAAAAGUAAAGUUUCUUUCUCUUUAUGUAAAACAAGUGUUGCCUUUGCAAAUCCAUUAGUUCACUGCGCCAUCUUGGGCAAAUCAGCUACACUCCUCCUGUUGGUGCUCCUAGGUCUGAUGUUCUAUGUAAACUCCUUUCCCUUCUGACAUUGGAUGUUUUGUGUUGCUCUGUCCCUUCCAAGUCAAAAAUAGACUCAUUCUGUGAAAAUUAUGAUUUUAAAAAG
Vombatus ursinus (common wombat) is the source of this 3587-nucleotide messenger RNA. RefSeq names its product EvC ciliary complex subunit 1 (gene EVC). Lineage: Eukaryota; Metazoa; Chordata; Mammalia; Diprotodontia; Vombatidae. Gene Ontology annotation, biological process: smoothened signaling pathway. The transcript is spliced from 21 exons. The record is from RefSeq and is a predicted model, not a curated record. The coding region runs from base 294 to 3110 and encodes 938 amino acids.